CCCAUUAAUUUUUUUUAUUUAUCAUAUGACUUUGAGUUUAUUAGUCUUUAAUUUUACCUUGUUUGAUGAAUUCAAAGCCAUGUUAAUUUCAUACCAUCAAACCGUACUACAAAUGAAAAGAUCUAUGGAGUGGAUGAAAGCAUAUACAUUUUUUACAUUCAAAAGAUACUUAAGGAGAAUCAUAAGAGACAAGACUACUUGAUAGUGCAUUUUCUAUUGAUAGAAAAACGAGAUGAUCAUCUUGAGACACUAACUUACCGUCGAGAUCUAUCUAAUUUAUUUUCAUUCAGUCCCAAUUUUAUCUAAUAAAUUAUUUUAUAUUUUUUAAAAUUAUUAAAAGACCAGUGCUAUUUUUUCUCUUUAAAAGACUUUGAAAAUUAUGAGAACUAGAAAUGUAGGGUUGUAAAAAAAAAGUACACGUAAUUAAGUUUUCUUGAAGACUUAAGAUACAUACCCGUAACCGUAAUUAAACAGAUGUUGAGAAUUUAUUACACAAACAAUCUGACUUAAUACCAAAAAAGAACCCGUUCAAACUCGAAUGAUCACCAUUAAUCUAACGAAAACAAAUUAGCAACGGCAAUUAAUAAUAAUAAUAAUAAUGAAGGAAGAAGAAAAAAAAGAGGUAAUGAGAAGGCAAAGGCAAUUGAAUGGAAUUGAUCCGUUGGAAUAGAAGGAGGAAGAAAAGUAUAAGAAGAAAAAUAUCCAAUCCAAUCAAACGCGUUUUUCUAUCAUCAUUGUCAACCUCGCGUCCUCUUUCACACACAGUCACAAAUUUCGAAAGACAGGGUUUGUUUGAGCUUCCUGACCUUGACUUUUCUCCUCUCUUCUUCCGCUUCUGCUUCCGCCAUGUCCAUCGCAUCGCACAAUUAAACCCUCGCAUCCUCUCACCAUGUACAUCCGCACCUCUUUUCUUCAUUCACCUAACUUCGCAAUUCUAAAUAUCCUAAACCUAAACCUAAUGACUCUCAAUUACCGUCGCUGAUCGCCGAAAUCGGGAAAAAAAAAAAGAGGAACACGCCGUUCGUUAGGGUUUCGAUGGAAUCGUCGCCGUCUUCUUCUUCCUCGUCGUCAUCUUCCGGGAGCGAGACCGGCGGUGGCGCUGUCACGUGGUUCGGGAUGAGUUUCCCGUUCCGUUCUCCGCUCUCUCUCGUCAUGGAUUACUGCGCGCGCGAGGAUUCCGCGGAGCCUGUGAUCAUCAUUCCCCGCACGCGCCCUCGGUUUCAGGCUCAGCCUGAAUCGGCUUCGGCUUCGGCUUCGGCUUCGGCUUCUGCGUCCGCUUCGGCCUCUGAUUCCGACGAGAAUGCCUGCAGCGGCGCGGAGGAGGUUGCGAUACGCAUAAUUGGGGCCGGCGAGCAGGAGAGCGGCUCGCCGUCGUCGUCGCGGGGCCGGGAGGCAGGCUGCGAGGAGGAAGUGAUCGGGAGGAGCGCGAUGCUGUCGUCCGAGGCUCGCCGGAGAAUGGCGGAGGAGAGGGUUCCGUUGGUUUCGUUGGAUGAUGGGAUUGGUGGCGGCAGGGAUUCUUCUUCUUCAUCAUCAUCGUCGUCUACCUACCAGAGGUAUGAUAUUCAGCAGGUCGCCAAGUGGAUUGAGCAGAUUCUUCCGUUUUCGCUCUUGUUGUUGAUAGUUUUCAUCCGCCAGCAUUUGCAAGGUUUCUUCGUCACAAUUUGUAUAUCAGCUGUGAUGUUCAAGUCAAAUGAAAUUGUUAAGAAGCAGACAGCCCUGAAGGGAGAUCGGAAAGUAUCUAUUCUGAUUGGCAUCUCUUUUGCCUUUAUGCUGCAUGUGAUAUGCAUUUACUGGUGGUAUCGAAAUGAUGAUCUUUUAUACCCUUUGGCUAUGCUUCCACCAAAAUCAACACCACCUUUCUGGCAUACAAUAUUCAUCAUUUUGGUUAAUGAUACAUUGGUGCGGCAAGCAGCGAUGGCUUCCAAGUGUGUGUUGCUUAUUUACUACAAAAAUGGAAGAGGCCAUAACUUCCGUCGGCAGGGUCAAAUGUUAACUCUGGUUGAGUACACUCUGCUGUUGUAUCGUGCCUUGUUGCCAACACCUGUUUGGUACCGAUUUUUCUUGAACAAGGAGUACGGAAGUCUCUUUUCCUCACUGACCACAGGAUUGUAUCUAACUUUCAAGCUAACAUCAGUAGUUGAGAAGGUCCAAUGCUUCGUUUCUGCCUUAAAAGCGUUAUCGAAAAAGGAAGUUCAUUAUGGGGUUUAUGCCACAACGGAACAGGUGAAUGCAGCUGGUGACAUGUGUGCUAUAUGCCAGGAGAAGAUGCAGGCUCCCAUAUUGUUGAGCUGUAAACACAUGUUCUGUGAGGAGUGUGUAUCGGAAUGGUUUGAGAGAGAACGAACUUGCCCAUUAUGCAGGGCAUUGGUAAAACCAGCUGAUCUGCGGACCUUUGGAGAUGGAUCAACAAGUCUGUUUUUUCAGUUAUUUUAAGCUCUCGCUUUGUUUGGCUUGUUGGGUCAUUUUUUGAGCCAAAAUCUUCCUGGAAAAUGUUACGUUCUCUGGUUUGGUAAAAUUUCCCAUUAAUGGAUUCUAAUGAAAUUGAGAUUGAAAAAAUAUAUAUAUAGAUAUAUUACAUUUAUGGCUAAAGUGCAAGUUCUUCUGUGUAAUGAUAUCAGAUGUACAAUACAAACUUCAAAGGGCCUUAGACAGCUGGCUGAUCCUGAAAGCCGCGUGGAUCUUUUAACCUGAUAUUCGUCACGUCACACGUUAAGGAAACUCUUGUUUAUAAUGUUACAUUUCAAAUUA
Molecule: messenger RNA, 2748 nt
Organism: Cajanus cajan (pigeon pea)
Lineage: Eukaryota; Viridiplantae; Streptophyta; Magnoliopsida; Fabales; Fabaceae
Biological process (GO): positive regulation of ERAD pathway
Molecular function (GO): ubiquitin protein ligase activity
Source: RefSeq, a predicted model, not a curated record